Molecule: messenger RNA, 654 nt
Organism: Aureococcus anophagefferens
Lineage: Eukaryota; Pelagophyceae; Pelagomonadales; Pelagomonadaceae
Exons: 1
Coding region: 1-654 (217 amino acids)
Biological process (GO): protein ubiquitination; modification-dependent protein catabolic process
Cellular component (GO): cytoplasm; nucleus
Molecular function (GO): ubiquitin protein ligase binding; nickel cation binding; superoxide dismutase activity
Source: RefSeq, a predicted model, not a curated record
AUGCAGAUCUUCGUCAAGACGCUCACGGGCAAGACCAUCACGCUCGACGUCGAGCCCAGCGACACGAUCGACAACGUGAAGCAGAAGAUCCAGGACAAGGAGGGCAUCCCUCCGGACCAGCAGCGCCUGAUCUUCGCGGGCAAGCAGCUCGAGGAUGGCCGCACGCUCAGCGACUACAACAUCCAGAAGGAGUCGACGCUCCACCUCGUCCUUCGUCUUCGCGGCGGCCACUGCCAGGUGCCUUGCGGCAUCUUCGACGACCCGAAGCUCGUCGCGGAGCUCCUCGAGGCGUGCGCGACGAUCGAGAAGGCCAUGGCGCAGAUCCAGGAGCUCUACGGCAAGAUGUCCGAGGGCCCGCUCGUGCUGAACCAGAUCACCCGCUGGAUCAACACCAAGGAGGAGCACUGCGCGAAGAUCAUCGACCUCAUCUCGAACUACUGCCUCUGCCAGCGCUGCAAGCCCUUCGGCACGCCCGGCUCGCCCUUCAAGACCAAGGAGGACUACACGGACGCGCUGCUCGCCCACCACGCCGUCAUGAGCGCCGCCAUGAAGGCCAAGCAGAACGUCGACCCGUCCUUCUCCGCGGGCCUCAAGCACGCCGUCGGCGACGCGACGCUCAUGUACAAGCCCGUCGCGCCGCCCGCGGCCCCAUGA